Puntigrus tetrazona (Sumatra barb) is the source of this 3300-nucleotide messenger RNA. RefSeq lists its product as uncharacterized. NCBI's taxonomy places the organism in Eukaryota, Metazoa, Chordata, Actinopteri, Cypriniformes, Cyprinidae. The record is from RefSeq and is a predicted model, not a curated record. Gene Ontology annotation, molecular function: DNA binding.
AUGGCAUACCAGGAGGAGCUAUUGAAAGGUUACCAGUCCCAAUUGAAUCAACUGCAGUUGGUGAACGAACACCUCACCCAGUACAUUCGGAAUCUACCACCUACUACGUCUUCUAUGUUUGACGGUUCUGCUGAACGAUGCAAAGGUUUCAUUCGCCAGAAUGCGAGCACCGGCAUCGUCUUCAACUAUGCUUUUACUGUGGAGAAGGAAAACAUUAUCAGGCUGACUGUCCUCACAGACCCACCACCGCCAACCGGGAUUAAGACCAUUAAUGACGAUGACAUAGGAAGGGGCGUUUCUCAUAGAACCAGGACUCUUACUCUCCAGGUUGGCAUGUUCCACAAGGAAGCCAUUACGCUCUAUAUUGUUGAUUCAUCCAAAUGCUUCGCUGUAUCACCAAAGAACUGCCUCACCACCAGUAUAGAGAGUCCAGAUGAUCAAAGGAGAGUCAAGAUACCAGUAUGCUACAGUCAACUUUCAGAAGUGUUUAGCAAAUCAAGGGCAACAGAAUUACCACCUCACCGACCAUGGGACUGUGCGAUUGACCUCCUACCUAACGCCAUGCCACCCAAAAGCAAGGUAUACCCGUUGUCACUCACUGAAAGCCAGACUAUGGAGGAAUAUAUUAAUGAGGCUCUUAGCUUUGGGUUCAUUAGACCUUCCACUUCACCUGCAGCAGCUGGAUUCUUCUUUGUGGGUAAGAAGGAUGGAGGCUUGCGCCCAUGCAUCGAUUAUCGAGGCCUAAAUAACGUCACAGUCAAGUUCCGAUAUCCCCUACCUUUAGUUCCAUCAGCUCUAGAACAACUACGUGAGGCAAAGGUGUAUGCUAAGUUAGACCUCCGUAGUGCCUAUAACCUGAUAAGGAUCAAGGAGGGAGACGAGUGGAAGACUGCGUUCAUGACGACUAGAGGGCACUAUGAGUAUCUCGUUAUGCCGUAUGGGCUAGCUAAUGCUCCAGCUGUAUUCCAGUCUUUUAUCAACGAGAUCUUCAAGGACAUCCUGAACACAUACGUGGUGGCUUAUAUUGAUGACAUCCUCAUCUACUCAAAGAAUGAAGCCGAUCACAUUGGACAUGUCAAAGAGGUUCUUUCCAGGUUACUAAAACACCAGUUGUUUGUCAAGGAGGAGAAAUGUGAGUUUCAUGUGUCUCAAACUUCGUUUCUAGGUUACCAAAUCAGUCACCAGGGAGUGAGGAUGGACAAGGACAAGGUUAAGGCAGUUACGGAGUGGCAUCAACCCACUACUGUCAAGGAGCUACAACGGUUUCUAGGGUUUGCAAAUUUCUACAGACGCUUUAUCCGAAACUAUAGUACCGUUGCUGCACCACUAACCUCUCUCUUAAAGGGAAAGCCGUCCAAGCUGAGAUGGAAUGAGGGAGCAAUUAAGGCAUUUUCCAACCUCAAGGAACGUUUCACCACAGCCCCAAUUCUCAAACAUCCUGAUCCUGAACUACCGUUUAUCAUAGAAGUGGAUGCAUCGGACUGCGGAGUUGGAGCUGUUCUCUCACAGCGUCACGGUCAACCAGGGAAACUUUACCCUUGUGCUUUCUUUUCCAGAAAACUAACAGCAGCAGAGAGAAAUUAUGAUGUGGGAAACAAGGAGCUGUUAUCCAUGAAAGCGGCCAUUGAGGAGUGGAGACACUGGCUAGAAGGAGCAGUGCACCCGUUCCAAGUCAUCACGGAUCACAAAAACCUUGAAUACAUCAAGGGAGCUAAAAGGCUGAACCCCAGACAGGCAAGAUGGGCACUGUUCUUUAUGCAUUUUUAAUUCACUGUCACCCAUCGUCCAGGUUCCAAGAACAGUAAGGCUGACGCACUGUCCCGAAGAUAUGACGCACCACUGAAGGAGGGAGUCCCGGAUAAUAUUCUGCCACCCACGGUAAUCCUGGCACCAGUGUCCUGGGAUAUCAUGGAGGAGCAGCAGAGGGAAUUGCAGCACGAACCAGCACCCCCUCAAUGUCCCACCAUUAUGUACCAUCUACGAUACGCCAACGCAUCCUACAAUGGGAUGUCAGUCCUGUCAUCUUUGCUGGACAUUUUAGAUGCCAGUUCAUCCAAUUCCUUCCUCUGCUCCACUAAUCCUGGGUCCUCUCCACGGUCAAUGCCAUCUUUGGCCAGUAAAACGGGACCUAGCCAGACAUCUGGGGAAAAACUGGAAGACCGUGUCUUCCUCCUGCUGGAACUCUUGAGAGGGGGAUAUCCGAUGCUGUGCGGAUCAAUAUUGUCAGUUCUGCAAAAGGAGGUGGGUCUGCUUUCUUUUCUCAAGCUGCAGGUCGGCUAUCAGGGCGUCGUCCCAACAGCCUCUGCAAAACUGCCUCACCAAACAGCGGUUUCGUUCACCCUCGGCAACACCUCCACGCCUGAUGGUUGUGCUCAGGAUCACAUGCAAUCUGUGGAGGGUGAGUCAGUAUUUCUGCAGCAACUUCUGUUCUCUGUAGAGUUGGGGAUUUUUGCCCUGAAUGUUCAGGAGUCAGCACAUUUGAUUAACAAGGGUGUUGCUCCACCUCAGUGUCCAUUCUGGCUGUUGAGUGAACUGAGUGAGAGGGUGUGGGAUAGUGCUCAUGUACGACUUCAAAGAGCGAUCAGGUAUCAGGAGAUUCAAGGUAACCGCCAAAGACGCCCACAUCCCCCAUAUCAACCUGGACAAAGGGUCUGGCUCGACGAGGACAUCAAGAUGCGGCUGCCCAGUAAGAAGCUAAGCCCAAGGUAUGUUGGACCAUUCAAGAUAAUAAAACAAGUGAAUGAUGUCACAUACCAACUUGAACUACCUACUAAUUAUCGUAUAUCUCCAUCCUUUCACGUAUCCCUCCUCAAACCGGUCCACCCGGGAGCUGACCCUGGCCCUGAAGCCCCAGAACCACCGCCGCCACUUGAGAUUGACGGGAACCCCGCAUAUCAAGUGAGUGGACUACUGGACUCGCGGAGACUGGGGGGUCGGCUCCAGUACUUGGUGGACUGGGAGGGUUAUGGACCAGAGGAGAGAUCCUGGGUAGCCGCUCAGGACAUUUUGGACCCAUCCCUUAUAGAGGAGUUCCACAGAGCCAGACCCGAUCGUCCAGCACCUCGCCCUAGGGGAAGACCACGUAACCCACAACGAGAUCCAUCCCAGGAUCAACCAUGGCCACGAGAACAACCACGAAACCAAUCACGAGAUUCUGCCCAGGACCAACCACGACCACGUGGACGCCCACGAAAUCAAUCACAAGAUUCUGCCCAGGACCAACCACGACCACGUGGACGCCCACGAGGACGUCCACGAAAAGCUCCAGGAGUCGCUCCUAAAAAACUUGCACUGAUGUAA